GACCAAUGGCAAUGACGACGUCGGCACAUUUGUUACGCUAAGCUCUUGUUCUCCUUAGUUGUGCUGGACCUUGAGCAAGCUAAAGCGCUUCGAUGGAUCCUGUCGUUCCACAUCCACUACGCAUGUUAGGCAAGAAAUCUGGAGAAUCUCGACAUGCAACGGUUUCGGUGUUGAGGGUGUUGAGGCAGCUUUGGCGGAGUAGCUGAACGUAAUGAAUUAGGUGAUGACGCCGAUUCCUGAUUCCCGAAUCCUGAUAAACAUCUGGCUGGGCAGUUCAAUGGGACUGUUCCUGUUCUCUCACCACGCCGCAAGUCUCACAUCGCUUCUCUUUUGAUUGCGGCACGGUUGUAACAAGGGCAUUUGGUUGUGUUAAUAUUAUACCUACCUGACCUUAACACUGAAUUCCGCUAUUGUCGUGCGGUUCAUCCUAUGGGUGUGGUUAUAAUACGAUCAGAAUCGCACGCUAGCUGCCAUGCGCAGGGUCACAUCUUCGGCAACUACCAGCAGUGGUUGGCAAAGUACAGAUAAUACAUUGCCAAUAUGUGACAGGUCGAUUUCUAUCAGUAGUUGGCCUACAGCAAGCGUAGCAGAAGUCGGCAGCAAUGAGGGCCUGUUCUUUGCGUCGCUCAAUGAUCUUGCGCCCGUCACGGUCGUAAUGCUACACUACUUGUUGAGCUCUCACCUCGAGUGGCAACAUUGCUGGCCUAAACUGUCCGAGUAUCAUCUUCUCAUACCCGAUCUACCUCAGCACUCGCGCUCCCGUCGAAUUGGACCCUUUUCCUUCACCUUAGCCGCUGAUCUCGUGGCCCAAAUAAUACGGGAACGCGCCCAUGACGGACGGGCACACCUUGUCGGACUAUCGACGGGUGGAUUUAUAGCAAUGGAAAUAAUAAAACGACACCCGGAUAUUGUUUUGAGCGCCUUCAUAUCUGGUGUAGCGCCACUAAACGAUAUGUGGAAGAGCCUAAACUCCCAACCGAAGCUUGCUCAUAUAGGUCUGUCGGUUCUACUACAUAGCCCAAAGAGUUUGCUGUUUAAAGCGACAGGGUGGUCACCGGAAUUUCAGGACGAGAACCUGAUAAAAGAAAUUAAACGAAACAACACGUCACAACUAUACGAGGCAGGAGCUCGUGACACAGUUAACUGGAGUAAAGAUGAUAUGGUAGAAGUUGGAAAAAGGGAUAAAAGAAUCGCUCUGGUCGCCGGAGGCAAGCAAGACAACGUCGAAGGUGUGCGAGAAACGGUGAAGUUAUUUGAAUCACUAGGUACAGGCGAUGGUAGAGGAUCGCGCGCAUUUGUAGUAAGACAUGCCAUCCAUGCGUGGAAUCUACAGGAUCCUCAACUAUUCGCUAAGGGGGUGCGAGCAUGGAUUGAAAAAACUCCAAUGCCGGAAGGAUUUGAGCCGCUCGAAGCAGCAGAUAUUAUCACGGAAUCAGUAGGAACGAGGGCUUACAAAACGCGAGGAUGAGUCUCAUACCCUUGAGAAUAUGGAACUUGGCUGAGUCUUGAAGCCAACUCCCAUUUGUCGACUUGGCUAUAGUUUUUUUUUUUAACUACCUCCAGUGAUCACUAGGCCAAGCUUUUAUACUUAUAACAAGUCGCGAUUCGACUUGACGCUCUGAAAGGAGCAAGAAACCUCACAACACAUCAAGGUGUCAUGGCGGAGGACCGUUGCCUCGGGGUAGUUAACGGUCAUCUGACGCUUACCUACUUGAAUACCGCCAUAGUCCAGUCAGUUUCGGGUUAUAAAACUUGACCAGAGACUUCAUAGCAACUUUUAUACCAUAGAUACCCUCUUUAUAUUGGUUCAACAUGUCAUCAGAGCGAAACUAG
Daldinia caldariorum is the source of this 1833-nucleotide messenger RNA. RefSeq names its product alpha/beta-hydrolase. The record is from RefSeq and is a predicted model, not a curated record. Lineage: Eukaryota; Fungi; Ascomycota; Sordariomycetes; Xylariales; Hypoxylaceae. The transcript has a single exon. Bases 473 to 1468 code for a protein of 331 amino acids.